This is a messenger RNA of Myotis myotis, 2200 nucleotides long. RefSeq names its product solute carrier family 38 member 3 (gene SLC38A3). Lineage: Eukaryota; Metazoa; Chordata; Mammalia; Chiroptera; Vespertilionidae. Gene Ontology annotation, molecular function: L-asparagine transmembrane transporter activity; L-glutamine transmembrane transporter activity; L-histidine transmembrane transporter activity. The coding region runs from base 265 to 1764 and encodes 499 amino acids. The record is from RefSeq and is a predicted model, not a curated record. Gene Ontology annotation, biological process: amino acid transmembrane transport; histidine transport; L-glutamine transport. The transcript has 16 exons.
UUGGUCAGACCUCACGGGACCCCAGGAGGACGGGCAGACACUGAGUCCUGAGUGGGGAGUCCCCUGCCCGCGGCCACGCAGCGAGGCAGGACGGUCAGCCUCGGACGCAGAGGGCACUCAGCUUUCCCCAGAGAGUGUCUGCGGGCUGCUUUCCUUGGGGGGGCGGCCCCGAGUCCACCCGACCCCCCGGUAGAGAGAAGCCUGGGAAGUGGCAGGCCCGAGGCUGCUGAGUGUCGGCGUGAGAGCGAGGCUGUUCCCUGGGCCAUGGAGGCGCCUCUGCAGACGGAGAUGGUGGAGCUGGUGCCCAACGGCAAGCACUCAGAGGGGCUGCACUCCGCGGGCAUCCCCACCGCAGGCAGCGAGAGGGCCCACAGCCGGCGGAGCCACGUGGAGGGCGAGGGCUUCGUGCACAAAAGCCCGGGCAAGGAGCCGCACUUCACCGACUUUGAGGGGAAGACCUCGUUCGGGAUGUCGGUGUUCAACCUGAGCAACGCCAUCAUGGGCAGCGGCAUCCUGGGGCUGGCCUUCGCCAUGGCCAACACGGGCAUCAUCCUCUUCCUGUUCCUGCUGACGGCCGUGGCCCUGCUCUCCAGCUACUCCAUCCACCUGCUGCUCAAGUCCUCGGGGGUCGUGGGGAUCCGUGCCUAUGAGCAGCUGGGCUACCGCGCCUUCGGGACCCCCGGCAAGCUGGCGGCCGCCCUGGCCAUCACGCUGCAGAACAUUGGAGCCAUGUCCAGCUACCUGUACAUCAUCAAGUCCGAGCUGCCCCUGGUCAUACAGACCUUCCUGAAUCUGGAGGAGAAAACUUCGGACUGGUACAUGGAUGGGAACUACCUGGUGAUCCUGGUCUCGGUCACCAUCAUUCUGCCCCUGGCACUGAUGCGGCAGCUCGGCUACCUGGGUUACUCCAGCGGCUUCUCGCUCACCUGCAUGGUUUUCUUCCUAGUUGCAGUCAUCUACAAAAAGUUCCAGGUGCCAUGCCCACUGCUCUCCAACUCUGCCAACAUCACAAGCAACUCCAGCCUUGGGGAGGGAACACCGCCCCUGGGGGAGACUUUCAGCUCAGACUCCUGCACCCCAAACUACUUCACACUCAACAUACAGACGGCAUACACCAUCCCCAUCAUGGCCUUCGCCUUCGUCUGCCACCCCGAGGUGCUGCCCAUCUACACGGAGCUCAAGGAUCCCUCCAAGAGGAAGAUGCAGCACAUCUCCAACCUGUCCAUCGCCGUCAUGUACGUCAUGUACUUCCUGGCCGCCCUCUUCGGCUACCUCACCUUCUAUGACCGCGUGGAGUCGGAGCUGCUGCACACCUACAGCCAGGUGGACCCGUUCGAUGUGCUGAUCCUCUGCGUGCGCGUGGCCGUGCUGACGGCGGUCACACUCACGGUGCCUAUCGUGCUGUUCCCGGUGCGCCGCGCCAUCCAGCAGAUGCUGUUCCCGGACCGGGAGUUCAGCUGGCUGCGGCACGUGGUCAUCGCCGUCGGCCUGCUCACCUGCAUCAACCUGCUGGUCAUCUUCGCCCCCAACAUCCUGGGCAUCUUCGGGAUCAUCGGUGCCACGUCGGCCCCAUGCCUCAUCUUCAUCUUCCCUGCCAUCUUCUACUUCCGCAUCGUGCCCACCGAGAGGGAACCUGCCAAGUCCACCCCCAAGAUCCUGGCCCUUUGCUUCGCUGUGCUUGGCUUCUUGAUGAUGACCAUGAGCUUGAGUUUCAUCCUCAUUGACUGGGUGUCGGGGACCAGCCGGAGUGGAGGAAGCCACUAGGACAGCCCGUCCUGUUCUGCCGACUCAUCCUGCGCCCCUGCCCAGACUCCUCAGCCCCUGCUCGCACCCGGCGCCAGGCAGGGCCAGGAGAAAGGCGUGGCUAACGUUAUGGCGGCGCAUGGCCCUGCCCCACGUCCUCUCUGUGAAAGGCUUUUAUUUUUAAAAAGAACCAGGACCAAGGCCCUUGGCCCGACCCUGCUGGGCCCUGGGGCUGCAGCGCCUUCCUGAGCUGGGCGCGGGGGGCUGCACCCCUGCUCCCCUCAUGUUGCCUCAGAUCCCCCCAAACCCCGCUCCCCCCUUGCACAGAGGCGGACACUGAGUCACCCCGCCUGUGGGGCACACAGAGCGGGGACCAGGCCGCAGCCACCCCCACCUGGCUGCUGGGCCACGGUCUGCCCUGAGGCCCCAGCUCCCUUGCCCCCAUGGCCUCCCCCCC